Messenger RNA from Suillus subalutaceus, 1828 nucleotides. RefSeq lists its product as uncharacterized. NCBI's taxonomy places the organism in Eukaryota, Fungi, Basidiomycota, Agaricomycetes, Boletales, Suillaceae. The transcript is spliced from 4 exons. The coding region runs from base 143 to 1420 and encodes 425 amino acids. The record is from RefSeq and is a predicted model, not a curated record.
UAUGUUAAAAAAUUAGACGCUCACACCUGAAAUUAGAGUACGGCAAUGUAGGAUUUAUUUCCCACUGUCACAGUUGGGGUUGUCUUGACAAACUGCUUCACUGAAGGUACUGACAGAUCUUCAUUAGCGAGUCGACAGCUGCAUGCCUGAGUUCAACUUCCUUUACAUUAAUCCACGACAGUCGUCCCCAUCGACAAGCACGACCGACUCCAAUACCCCAGCACAAUCUACUACUAGUAGCGUUACAGUUAUUACUGACGCACCCACUCUAACCCCCAGUGGCAGUCAGGCAUCCACAAUAACGUCUAUACAGUUAUCCGGGACCCAGCCUGGGGGCUCCCAGGCUCCCAGCGUUGGUAUCCCGACAUCAAGCAGUCCUACACCUCAAACGACGUCCUCUUCCGAUGUUGGUACGACUUCUCCUGCUACUACAACGUCGUCUCAACCUGAGUUAACUACACCCACAUCGUCCACUUCGUCUACAAGUUCAGAAACUUCAAGUUCUACAUCUACAUCUCAGCCUCCUACUUCCACAACCUCGUCUGUAUCAUCUUCGUCCCAAACCACGACCUCGCCUCCAGCCCCGACUACCACUACCUCCUCAUCCCCCUCGCCCUCGCCCUCGCCAUCACAAUCACAAUCACCAUCACCAUCACCGCCAUCUAUAUCUCAAAACAACCCGACUUCUACGACCCCAACUUCCACAAAUGGAGGCCAGACAACGUCGACCAUUACCUCAUCUUUUGUGACGGUUAUAGGAUCAUCUACCAUAUCAACCUUCAGCCUCAUUCCUACGGUCAUCAGUCUACCUUCAAACACCACUACCGGCACAACAGAUCGCACUGCCGUUAUCGCCGGCUCCGUGAUAGGCGGAGGCUUAGUCCUUAUCGUUGGUCUCUCUGUAUUUUUCUACCGCCAACGUCAGCGCUUCAAACACUUCCACUUCCUUGACGCUAUCAACGUGCGCAGACGACAAGCCCGUGCCAGAGCAACACUGCUCGCAGGCGAGGACCUCGAGGACGUUGACCUCCCACGUCCGCCUCCAGGAAGAUACUCUGACUAUGAUUCCCCCUGGGAUCCGCGCGCUAGCUCGGGGUCACUUAAUGAUACCGAACGUGGAAAAUUCAUGGGUUCCGUGGUCCACGGUGGGGACGUUGACUUGAGCCACAUCGUCGACGACGUCAUGGGCCCUUCAGCGUCAGGCGUGCACUACUCACAAAAUUCCCUAUCAUCUUCUUAUUACGACUUAUCAGGGCACGAGUCUACGCCUCAAACUAGAGAGAGACCCAACGCAUCGCAGAUUGCAUUAAUAGAAGCUGCGGGGCUGAGUACCACGGGAGACCCCGGCAUGCAACCUAUACGCCCUAGUCCACUUGGGAACAAUGAUCCUGUUGUGACAGGUGGCGGUAAUGCCCUGUGACAAUGAUGCCCCCUGCGCCCCUAUAUUUAUUUUUUCACUUGUACAGCAUGUAACGUGCUGUGAUCAAGGUGGGUAUGCAGAACCCCUUGCAUCUGAUUGGCCAAUCCUACACGACCCGAUCUAACUAUCAGAUGACUAUGUUCUUUAUGUGCUGAUCCUUACCUAUACAUAAUUCUUGUUGUUUCACUUUGUCGCAUAUAUACUAUUACUCACUGCUGCUGUGGUUGUUCAUUUUUUAUCGGUACUGGACAUGGAUACCUUCCUAUAUCUGCUAGUGGUUUUAGUUAUACUCAUAUCACGGACUUGUUAUGGACUUCGUUCUGAGAUUCUUUGGCUCCCUCGCUAUGCACUCCUAGCAAUAUUUGUUGGCAAUGGAUGCUGCUAAUCACGCAUUUUGAUUCUCAAGUC